CGCAUGCCCAAGGUGGCUGUAUUCUUGCUGGAUAUUGAAAUUGCUGCCAUUGUUUAAUAUGGUCAUGCCCGGUAUGAAUAGCCGUGUGUUGUGGCCAGACGAAGUGGGAUGCGUCAAUCCAGACAUUUGUGAACGGAUUUGCGGGAACCGUGUUGGUUGCAGUAAUACUGCAUGCCCCAGACUCGUGAUGCGUCUAAUGCCGGCGGGACUGCGCGGGUUAAUGAUAGGUACGUUUCCGCUCAAAAGCCACUCCGAGGGAAAUGCUUAUUGUUUGGAAGAGUGUACUUCUCGCGGUUUCAAUCGCUUGUUGGUUUUACAACAACCGCAACCGGUUCAAAAUUCUGGACUUCCAGCUGUACUAUCACCAUUCCCAUACAGCCAGCAACUACCACACCCGUAUCUCUAAUUACGCUACGCCUGAAGGACUAUCGACACCUGAAAAGCUGCCAAUCAGAAGAUUGGCAUAGGAAAAUGUGAAGCAGUUAAAAAGCGGGUAUCGCACAACGAAAUUGAACGCAAAUAUCGGACAAGCAUACGAUGGAAUCGCUGAACUUGGUCAGCUGCUGUCUCGCCCUGAUGAAAUAAAGGAAGCAAUAUCCAGGCGCGAACCAGAUUCUGUGAUACAUCGCUUGUAUGUCAACAGCUGAGGAGCUCCUCUUAAAAUUCCCAAUCCGUGAAGAUAUGCCGCUCCCGUGAGCGACUUCAGCUUUAUUGCGCUUGCUGGUAAGUUCUUUGUCAAGGACUGACGCAUCCGUUCCACUUCCGGUGUAACGUUGUCUCCAAAGCACGCCAUCAAAAAAUCAGAAGAAAGUCCAAAUGCAACCUUUCCAGCGAUUUCCUUGUGCUCGUUGGCUCCUUUCAGGCCAAACUGGAUCAGUAGAAAGGAGGUUUCCACUUUCCAGCAGUCCAGCUUCAGUGAUAUCCUGACCGAACAAAUACUGCGUGGCGGCAGCAAACUUAGCGUACACGAGGAGCUCCUCUUCUGGCACAAUUCCGUGCAAGCAAGCCCUUCGAAACACAAGUGCAUAGGCUCUACCGGCAUUUGGGCAGGAGCUCCUAAAACUACUGCACGCGCACGCGCUCGCUCUUUCGUGAUCUGAGGAUCUCGAAGUUUUGGAUUCAAAAGAACUCUUUCCCCAGCAUCUUCACAGUGAACGCAUCCAAAGUCAGCCAUGAAGGAGCUCAUAUGCGCAAUCGGCCAUCGUUCCUGGCUGUCAGCGAUAUAAGUCGAGGAGCUCCUGCAUAACUGGAUGUAGAAGUGCCUGCUUCCAGUUCGCGGGUUGCUGCCAUUUUUGUUGAAACAAUUUUUCACUUUUGUUCCAUAGUCCUAGAAUGUGCGGUGUUGGCCGUUUGUUUUUCACUGGUAAGUGGUAGCUUAAAAUCCAUAUAUUUGAUUUUGACGAUUUCGCUGUUGCCGCUCCAUCGGAAAAUAGCGCUAUCGGUAGAAAUCGUCCAAGCUUUCGGGCAUAAUUUUUAUAAAUCUCACCAUCUGUAAAAGAAGUAAUGCAAUCUUCGCCUUGUGCUGGCACAUUGUAGGAGCUCCUAAAUUUGGCCGAUUGCGCUAACGCUGUUAUCCUUGGCUUUAAUGGGAAAUGCACGAAGGUAAACAGGCUGAGUGAACCUUUCGGAUACUGGCUUUCGCAUUUUGGGCAGUUGGUAGUUCCUUCGGUCCGCUGUUCUGCGCCAAUGUAACUGCCACACAAAGGGCAUGCAACAUGGAGGUCGUAUUUUGGGAACAUAUUUCUUUUUCGGAGUCCCGCUUCCAGUUGGUACACCGUUCUGGGGAAUUUGGAAUUUUCAGCAGAUGGGACAGGAACACGAUCCCAGUCGUCGAGGAGCUCCUCGUGGACUUCUUGUGGCUGUUGUUGAAAUUCUUCAUGAUCUAUAACAAUAGUAUUCUCGGCUGCUAGUGUGCUACGUAAUAGAUCUACUCGUACCAUUUUCGCCAGGUUCUGCCGCAACAGCUUCAAUCAACUCUUGCUGAUCGGUGGCAUCCACCCCGUUAAGAAUUUCUGUCCAGUCGUCGAGGAGCUCCUCACGAACUUGAUGGUUUCCUGCGUAGCACAUAGCGGUUCAAUCACACUUCCGUUCCAGAUAUAUCAAGUAUUAAAUUCUUGAUGAAUUUGAGAUUUAAUAUAUCCGGAACAGCAGUGUUACUUGCCGUCGCCGAUACCACCAUCAUCCCGAUAAUCAGCGAACAAAGCUGCUUCUGAAAUUGUGGUUUUCCGUCUGCGGUUCCGGUUGGCAUGCUGCCGCAUGCCAACUUUACGCCUGCGUUCCAUUUCACAAGGUGCUGUUAUUUCCCUGUUCCACGAUGGAAUUUAUCAUGUUUCGGGAGCUCCCUUUUCUGAUAUCAAGUAUUAUUACGCGGCAAAGAAUCAGUUUGAUGAGGACUUUGUUCCGGGCGAUAAGUACAAAUGCUAUUUCCCUGAAUCGAAGAAGGACCACGUAGCCGAAUUUGUUGGAUGGUUUCCCACGGAAGAGCGAGCCGAAAUGCGACUCACCGAGCUGCAGCAGCGGGACGGCAAAAAGUCUGGAGCUCCAGCAAAGCGCCGGGCGACAAAGACGACCGACACGGAAAUCCACAAGAAAGCGAAGCAGCCGGACGAUAAGCAAAGUGGCUGCCAAAAACCGCUAACGUUUCAGGAGCGAAUGCGACAGAAUGGCGUUGUAUUGGGGAAUUUAGCAGGCAACCGUAGCGGUGGCCAUCAACCGAGCACGUCCACAGGAAUCACCAGCCUGGCAUCAAAGGAGCUCCAGUUGCGAGUGCAGCUGUGUGGAAACACAUAGCUGCCACACGCUUUGCCGACAACUUCAACCAAUGAUCAUUCGAACCAGCCGCUGGAAGAGCCGUCUGCUUCAUAUACGGAAUUGAAACGUCGGAAAUUCGCGUGCAAAAAUAUUUUAAAUAAUAAAGCUGUUUUAAUUUUUCUAGGAAUGCAGCCAUUGCAGUGUCCAGCGGCAGAUGUAUCUUUUGAUCGUAAAGUUGGAAAGUCGACCGACUUUUACAACUUAUGGGACACAUUAAGCACUGAUGGUGCUUGGACAAGCCAGACGGAUUUAGUGGAAAAAAUUGCUUUCGAUGUUAAACAAGCGGAACUGGAUCGCGAUGCAUCAUUCGAAAUGUGGGAGAACGCUGCUGUCCAACAGCAAAGAGCGCAGGGGUUGUCGGAAGACGAUUUAUACGUGGCACCGGACACGGAGAUUUUUCGCGCCCUGGCCAUGGCGGAAGUUCCGGUGGUUGAAGAUGGGCCGACUCGCAACACCGCCAUCGUCACGUUUCCACAAGCCGUUUUAAUGGGAGCUCCCUCCGACGGGACUGCUAAUAGCUCAGAUGUGAAAGUGCCCACUGUACUCGUAAAGAACACAGCGGACAUGCUGAAAAAGGAGUUCCAUGUUGUCCAGCUGCCGCAAAUUUCAGACAAUGCCGAUUUGUUGGAGGAAGGGUUUCCAGUGAAAUUCAAAGAUCACCGUUGGAAAUGGCCAGAAGUAGGAGCUCCUGCUACGGCUGAUGACGAAUACUAUAAUCCUCUGCGCACCUCAGAGCGGGAAUUUCAUCUAAAGAAUCCCCCGAGGGUGAACCGUUCUGCAAUUACUCUGCGCGACCAGUUGUCUCCAUGGUUUUUCCAGUUGGGAGGACCCGGAAAGAAACACCUGGACGUCGCCUUUCCAGCCGUUUUUGUGGACGAUGAUUGCCAUUUUUUAGAGGCUCAGUUUCUUAAUCGGAAGAUCACCGCAGAGAAGUUUUCGUGGUACCUGAUGUCGCGAAUGAUGGGAGGAGCUCCUGGCCUCAUUCGUUUGGCGACGCUGUACGAAAUGCACAAACAAACUGCCACUAACAAGCGGCAGUAUAACUUCUACGAAAGAGUUUUGGGAAUUGACUUCUUCCGUUCUGUUGACAAAAAGACUCGGGAUUUAAUUCGCGCUAUGGUGCCCACUAAUUCGGGCGGCGCUGAAGCAGCUGCUCGCGCUGCAGUAAUUAAAGGCCUCCCGGAAAUCCCCAAAUCCAUGCAGUCCCACUUCGGCCACAAGUUUGCCAACUGGAUGGACAAGUUCAAGGAACAGCACGAAAGAAAAAGAGCUGUGGACCGCGCAUUUUUCUAACCAUCUGAAGGAGCUCCUAUUGUGGUGGUAUUUGUUGCUGUUGAAAUAAAAUUUUGUUCCGUUACUUCGAUGCCUGCGCAUUAUUGAUAUUUCUUCUGUUUACGUUUUUUCGUUACCGGGGUUACGAUUUUAUGCUGUUUAUAUGCUGAACGUUGGUCUUAUGAUUGGUCGGUUUGUGCGCGCACGGU
Molecule: messenger RNA, 4292 nt
Organism: Paramacrobiotus metropolitanus
Lineage: Eukaryota; Metazoa; Tardigrada; Eutardigrada; Parachela; Macrobiotidae
Exons: 23
Coding region: 2938-4104 (388 amino acids)
Source: RefSeq, a predicted model, not a curated record